AUGGCUCGCCCAUUUCAGAACCCGUACGAGCCGGUGGAUUCUCCCGGCGCCGAUAACCCUUUGUCGCCCCAGCCACGUGGCGGCACCCCCAUAUCGUUUAAAACGAACGUGAAUCGCGCGAAGACAAAGCGCUGGGUUGAAGCGAAGAAGAUUUCUUACGAUGGCAAUGACUGGGGUGACGAUGAGUACGAUGAAUACGACGAGGAUCCAGUUCCUCCUCCACCGCAACAACAACCUUUGAAUCAAAGCACCGGGGACCUCCCAGGUUUAGCGUCCAGAAACAUACCUAAGCCCUGGGCUCUUGGAAUGGAUCGCUCUCGGUCAAUGGACCAGGUAAUGACGCUAGGGACCGGCCCUGUGGCGGAUAGCCGUAGUCACUCAGCCGACCGCAACGCAGAAGAACAGAAUCACAACCUCCCAUUACGCUCAGCCGACAUCUAUAGCCGGUUACGCGAGCAGACAGUGGGGCCAGGAAGCCCUCCAAGCUUGAGUCGGGCCUCCACAGAUCCAGUACCUACAACUAGCCCGGCAGGACAGGAAGCAAAAGGAAAGCAAUCCGAGAACCAGAGUGUUCCUUCAAGACCUCAGAAUGAUGUUCCUAUCAUUGGGCUCCCAGAUAUCAGGCGUCUGUCAGGAUUCGGCGCAGAUCUCACGGCUGCACCUUCGUCUGACGCUCAGAAAGACCAACCCGCCGAACCACAGCAGCAAGAACCUCAAUUACACCAUAACCCCUCCGUCGGAUUUCGGUCUGUGGUUAAUCAAGCUUUUGACGUUCCGGAGACACCGAGCACUAUCAUCGAUAGCAUUACACGGUCGGAUAGCAAUAGCACGUCGAUAAUAAGCCCGAUUAUCCCUCCUCGUGGCACAAACGAGAAGACACCAACGAUUGAGGAAGAGCCGGAGAGUACAUCUCCACCGAGAGGCUUUAAACCUGGUCAUCGCCGUGAUUUGAGUGUUCCUAGUCCAGAUAACAGUCCUUUGAGACGGCCAAUAAUCACCAAUAACGAUACCAUCGCUCCCGAAUCAUUAGCAGAGAUGUCGUCGGACCUUCCAUCUGACUCGCCUCAGGACCAGUCCACGCCAACAUAUCAACAAGCUACCGUGCAACCGACUACCACAGCCGCAGAAGAUCGACCUGCACCGCUCAAAAUCAGUGGUAACAUGUCUCCGCCUGAAAACUCUAUUCCCACCAUUGUUCCCUCCCUGAGUACGGAAAAUUCACCGCAAGACACCGAGAGUGACAGAUUGAGGAAGGAGAUCAUUCGUUCUUUGAGCCGAGAAAACACCCCUUCUGAGGAACCGGACCCACAAGACAGGUCCAGGCCUCAAACGAGUCGGCAGGAUAGUCUCAUUCCGAGCGAAUAUGAACGAUACUGGAACGAAACAGCUAGUGCCAGCCCUCAGGGGGAGUUCAAACCCGUCCUUGGAUACAACCCCGCGCAGAAUGAGUCCCAGGAUUUAUACUCCAGUAGUCCACUGCAGACGUCUACUACUGCACCAAAUGCAGCUCCGCAACAAGACAUAACCCCUAAGUUGAAGAGGCGAUUCUCCUGGGAGUCUGCCUCCUCCGAGGAACAGCUUGUGCCCGCGACAAAUGUCCAAUCCCCUCCAGUAGGGCCGAUCCCCGGACAAUUUCCUGUGGUUGACGAGAAAAGUCUUCAGCCCGAACCCGAGCCCGAACUUGAGCCCAACACUGUGGCUCCACCAGUUGAGACACAUGAUGAGGCUGAACGCGAUAAUGUGCCUGAGAAGCCCAAGCUGACCAUUAUACCCCCGUCUGCCACAGACAACAGUAGCAUCGUUUCGGGUCGAUAUCUUCCAGAAGUUGCCAAUGCCCAAACCGUUGGAGAUGCCUAUUCCCCAGCAGGUGCAAACCAGGACGCCGUAACACCUGCGCCUGCACUUGCACCAACGCAGUCACCAUCUAUUGAAGCAAGCUUGCUUGGCUUCCGUGAUAUCCUCGAGUUGAAGACCUCCGACGAACGGGUGAAAGCGUUCAACAAAACCCGAGACCAGUUUGUGACGAUCGACACCGGUCUCAAUAAUUGGCUCCGGGUUACGAUUCAUGCCCACCCUGAGUACGCAGAUGUUGUGCAGCAAAGUUUGAAACAGACAACAGAUGAGUCCAAGUACCCUGUGCCCCGGGCCAAAUUCCCUAAACUGUCGUCUCUGGGGAACCUCGUGUCGUCUCACCAGGAAGGGUCGUCCGGGUCAGGCCAUGUUAGACGUCCUUCGACUCAUCUUGGUUCCAUGAUGAAUAAACAGCAUGUGGAACAACGAGGGAAGGAUUUCCUCCACACCGCUGGUGUGUUCGGCGGCAAAGCGGGCGAAGCCGCCAAGGGCCUGUUUGCCAAGGGCAGGAGUAAAUUUAAAGGUGGAGGGUCAGACAAGGUAGAGCCUUAA
Molecule: messenger RNA, 2403 nt
Organism: Aspergillus oryzae RIB40
Lineage: Eukaryota; Fungi; Ascomycota; Eurotiomycetes; Eurotiales; Aspergillaceae
Exons: 2
Coding region: 1-2403 (800 amino acids)
Source: RefSeq, a predicted model, not a curated record